Lingula anatina is the source of this 2220-nucleotide messenger RNA. Its product is annotated as DALR anticodon-binding domain-containing protein 3. NCBI's taxonomy places the organism in Eukaryota, Metazoa, Brachiopoda, Lingulata, Lingulida, Lingulidae. Gene Ontology annotation, molecular function: tRNA binding; arginine-tRNA ligase activity; ATP binding. The record is from RefSeq and is a predicted model, not a curated record. Gene Ontology annotation, biological process: tRNA C3-cytosine methylation; arginyl-tRNA aminoacylation.
UUAUCAACACACAAUAAAAACUUUUAUUCGAGUAUAUCUACUAGUACUUGGGCAGAUAUGGCUAUUUUUAUGUGAGAAGUUUUGUUGUUUUUAGGUACGAGUUGCAAAAGAGAAAUACCAUUUGUGUCCAAAAUUUAACGUGAAUUACAUUCCUUCCUCCAAUAAGUGAAGAGCAGUUCACAUGAAACGAGAUCACAAAGCUACACUUUUGUCACAGAAAGCCAAAGUGUGUAUAAACAGUACACCUUUAAAAUGGCCUCUGGCGAAGGCAGCAACACCGUUGACAUACUCCACACCGUGUUAGCUCAAAUAGAUAAAGUUCUGGUUGAAUUCUUAAGACUAACAAAGUCACCGAACGCGAAGAAAAGAGAAGUGCCUCUCGCACAGAGAAGACAUCUCUCAGCUGGUACUAGCAGUGGUGGAAACAAGGAAGAAUUUUCCGUAGCCUUGCCUGCGCUGUUUCGCGAGCUCAAGGAAGGAGAUACUGCUCGAAUGGAAAACAUGGCAGAAGAUCUUGCCUCCAGCUUGCUUCAAGAGGGCAGCCAGUGGUCAGUACCUUUAAUGUCCAGUAGAGUGGACAAUCACUCUCUUCUCAUGAGACUAUCCAGGCCAGAGACAUUUAAAGCUGUUCUCGGGUCCGUAAUGGCCAGUGGAGAUCAUUUUGGUAGAAAAGAUGGUGUUUUUAAUGGCAGGAAAGUUCUCGUGCAUGAUGUUAGUGCUACUGCUGUGGAAUGUAAAGGCAAAGAGACAAGUUUGUUACAGCUGAGAUCUGUAGUUCUCAUGCAGCAUGUAAAACACUUACUGGAGGCUGUUGGAUAUUCUGUGAACAUUGUUGGCAGAGGAAAAUCCCAGAAUGAUAUUAUUUUCACAGACAAGCAAGUUUCAAUAGAAAAUACAGUUACUGUUGGUGCACAUGAUUUUCUUCCACUUAAGACAGAAAAUCAUGACUGUAGAGGAGGCAGUGACUCCUUGUUUAAAGAUAAUGGUGAUACUGGGGACACCCAGUUGAUGAAAAUAAAGGCAAUUAUAGACAAAAUAAGGGAAUGUAAAUACUGCAGAGAAGUAGAAAUUCCGAAACGUGAAUUUCAAGGAGAUGAAAUAGCAGGAGGUGAAGUGAAACUAAAAAACGAUAAGGAGGAACAAUUGUGUGUGGAUUUAAAGCAAUAUUUACGUGACUCUGGUUUUUCACAAGGCAAAGAAGGUUAUGAUAAAAGUCUGGAUAAGUUGUACAUUCAUACAACCAAUCCAUACAGCCCCCAUUUGGAGCAAAUUGUGGUUCUUGAUGAAUAUGUUAAAUUAAUGAUGGAAAAAGAGCCUGAAGUGUGUAUCCAUGUGGCGCCAUAUACCAUGUCCUUCAUGCAACAACAAGUAGGUCUGCUGUGGGAGAUGACAUCUGAUGCUGCGAAAAAUAUUUCACAGGUACAUUUGCCAUUUGGACCCAUCUCAGCAAGGAACACUAAAGGUUCAGUGAUGUUACCCACGGCAGAGGAGUUUGUCAGUUUGAGGAAGCGGCAGACGACAGAGGCGUUUGAACUGAAGUAUGGCAGUGGUGUUGGUGAUCCAGGGUGGGACCUCACUAUCCAGUCACUGACAGCUGCUGGGAUUGUGUUUGAAUUUCUGACAACUGUGGCUAGGAAUCCACUGAAACUGGAGUUUAGUCAGAAGUCAGAAGUUGCCACAAAAGGAGGGACAUUUGUGAUGUACAAUUAUGCCAGACUGGCUACUCUCAUGGCUCACUUCGAUGAAGCAGUGGUCAAAGGAAUGUUUCCACCACUACCAGAGUGUUCGCAGCUGGACUUCUCUGCACUCAGAGAAGAGGAGGAAUGGUUGCUUCUCUUCAAUUACAUUCUGCCAUUUCCGAGUCUUGUGGAGGAUUGUGUGGGGCCAUUUCACCCUGGGGAUCCUGGGGCAAAAAUAGACACACACAAGGUUUGUAAUUUUCUCCUCAACUUGAGCAGGGAUCUCAGCUCCUACUAUGGCAGAGUCCAUGUCCUUGGGGAGCCAUUCCCUCACCUCCUUCCCACCAUGUAUUGCAGACUACAUCUAUUAAAGGGAGUGCAAUAUGUUAUGUCCAGUGCCUUUAGACUGCUAGGCAUUCAACCUCUAACUCAGAUGUAAAGCAUGUCCAGCAGCAAGUGACCAUCACCAAAAUUUUGGAUUUUUCACUUAGGGCCCCUUUACACUGGACGGCGUCCUUUCUGCGUCCAGCAGUACGGUCCC